CCGUCAGUGUGCUUCUAGUCUGAAAAGGCGUUUGCCAUUUGAGCGUAGCGUCAAAAUGAACCAGGUCAGCUGUGCCAUGAGCGAAAUCAAUGAGCAGAAUCAGCGGUGCGCCAGCUGUGUUGUCAGCGGGAGCCAGCUGGGCAGCAGUCGCAGAGGCAGCGGGCGGGCCCGCGGGCACAGUCGGUCAGACCCACGGCCGCGCGUGCUCAAACAACCGCGCCAGCGUUCGCAAGUUUCGCUUUGCUGCACACGCUAAAUUGCGCCUGCAAUUUGCCCCUGGCAGGCAGCGGAGGGCGUCACUGCUAGUGCGGCGAAGCUAGUGCCUCAGAUGGGGCUGCGUGAGAAGAUCCCGUUCCUUCCCGAGGGCCAGUCCAGCCAGCCGGGCAGUGAGGCGGACAUGUGGACCAAGCCCGUGGUCAUCCGGGAUGACUACGUGGGAGCUGGCAAGCUGAGUGGGCGUGUGGCGCUGGUCACGGGCGGAGACAGCGGCAUCGGCCGCAGCGUGGCAGUGCACUUCGCGCGGGAGGGCGCCGACGUGUUCAUCCUGUACCUUAAUGAGCACGAGGACGCCGCCGCCACCCGUAAGAUGGUGGAGGCGGAGGGCCGGCGCUGCAGCACCAUGGCCGGGGACGUGCGCGACCCCAAGGCCUGUGCCGAGGCAGUGGAGCGCUGCGUGAGGGAGCUGGGACAUCUGGACAUUCUGGUGAAUAACGCGGCUGUGCAGCACUACCGCACCUCCAUCACCGAAAUGACGGACGCCGACAUCGAGUCCACCUUUGAGACCAACAUCCUGGGGUACAUGCACAUGGCGAAGGCCGCGCUGCCGCACCUGCCCAAGACCGGAGGCAGCGGCACCACCACCAGAGGCACCACCAGCACCACCGGCAGCCCUGCCCCGGGCGUGAUCAUCAACACCACCAGUGUCACUGCCUACAAGGGCCAGCCGCAGCUGCUGGACUACUCCGCAACCAAGGGGGCCAUCAGCGCUCUCACGCAGGCACUGGCGCAGCAGCUGGCGGGCAGUGGCAUCCGUGUCAACGGCGUGGCGCCCGGCCCCAUCUGGACGCCGCUCAUCCCCGCCACCUUCCCGCGCACCGAGUUCCUCAACUUCCAAAAGAGCGUGCCCAUGCAGCGCGCGGGACAGCCCUCGGAGGUGGGUCCCUGCUACGUGUUCCUGGCCAGCAGCGACGGCGCCACCAUGAGCGGCCAGGUGCUGCACCCCAACGGCGGCACACCUGUGAGCGCCUGAUGGGCCCCAGCGCGUGGCGUGGGUCGGAGGAGCAGGGCGGAACGAUGAUGAAGAUAGUGAAACGGGAGGGGGGAUGCACACAGACUGAGACGGUCAAUGUGCGUGUUGGUCUGUGCCGGGCGUGUCUGGCAGCAACUGGUUUUGAGAGUGGGUUGAACUUGCGGUGUGCUCAUGUGCAGGCACUGACGGUUGACGGUUUGUUGGCGAGUUUGUUGUUGGUUGCGGUUGCAUAGCGAG
Chlamydomonas reinhardtii is the source of this 1486-nucleotide messenger RNA. RefSeq lists its product as uncharacterized. The record is from RefSeq and is a predicted model, not a curated record. The transcript has 12 exons. NCBI's taxonomy places the organism in Eukaryota, Viridiplantae, Chlorophyta, Chlorophyceae, Chlamydomonadales, Chlamydomonadaceae. Gene Ontology annotation, molecular function: oxidoreductase activity. Bases 329 to 1249 code for a protein of 306 amino acids.